Hylaeus volcanicus is the source of this 2652-nucleotide messenger RNA. Its product is annotated as X-linked retinitis pigmentosa GTPase regulator. NCBI's taxonomy places the organism in Eukaryota, Metazoa, Arthropoda, Insecta, Hymenoptera, Colletidae. The record is from RefSeq and is a predicted model, not a curated record. The coding region runs from base 30 to 2333 and encodes 767 amino acids. The transcript is spliced from 12 exons.
CUGCAAGUUUCGCGGCGCAAGGUGUAAGCAUGGGCUUGUCGGACCUGGACACUAUACCCGAAACGGGCGCGGUAUUUACGAUUGGACGCAGCCGUUUUGCGGACAACGUCGCAUCGCACUUUUUCAUUCGAAAAGAUCCUGUGGUGUCCAUCACGUGUGGCGACGAACAUUCUGCUGUCAUUUGCCAGACUGGCAGGCUAUUCGUCUUCGGAAGCAACGAUUGGGGUCAACUGGGUCUUGGUCAUAAGAAUCACAUUAGCAAACCAUCUUGCGUGAAAAGUCUGAAGCCGCAAAAGGUCACACACGUCGCGUGUGGUCGAGCACACACUCUGAUUUGUACAGGCGCACAGAAGAUUUACACCUGCGGCAGCGACCAAGAAGGACAGCUCGGUCGAGGAACUUCCGCGAUAGGCGAUUACGCCAGCUCUCCCGUGUUGGUGUACGAUUCGGGAUUAGCUGGAGCAAAAAUAGUUCAAGUGGCAGCUGGUUCUUAUCAUUCGCUUGCCCUAACCGACGACGGCGGAGUCUUCGCGUGGGGUAGCAACCUCGAGGGCCAAUUGGGACUUCCCGAUGUGUCAGGUUUGGUGAACAAACCGACGAAAGUACACAUUCCCGAACCUGUCAAGCAAAUCAGCGCUGGUUAUUACCAUUCUGCUUUUCUGACAGAAAGCGGCCUGGUUUACGUCUGCGGCGAGUCGGAAAGUGGAAAAUUGGGAAUCGAUGCGAAAUUUUCUACCCAGGUCGCGCCGAAACAGAUGCAAUUACCUUGUCCCGCUGCGUACGUGGCAUGCGGUGGCCAUCAUACUAUCGUUUUAGCUGGGAAUGGAAACGUGUACUGCACUGGAAAUAACUCGAACGGUCAGCUUGGACUUGGUGCGACUGUCACGGAGCUUUAUACACCAAAACUUCUUCCACGUGGCGCGCUGCAGGAUGAAACGAUUACUCGAGUCGCCUGCGGAGAGAGCCACACCGCCAUUGUCACUGAAUCUGGGAAACUUUUCACGUGUGGCGAUGGAAGACACGGAAAAUUGGGCUUGGAGGAAAACGAGAACAACGUUCACGAAUUAACUUUCGCUCCGAGAUACAAGGAACUCAUUGUCUCGAACGUCGCUUGUGGAGGCUGCCAUACAAUUUUGGUCGCUCAGAGACGCGAAACGAAUAAUUCGACGCAGCGAGAUAUGGACGCUGCUCUAACGGAGCAUAUCCACAAGAGAAAUUCCCUGCCACCCUUAAAAAUUCCUGUGAGUAGGCUGCAAAGUAAAGUCCACGACGAGAAGAUGAACGAGCCAAUCAAGGAGCAAUUGAACGGUGAAAAGAUCGCUGAAGAAACGUCGAUCGCUUCGGCGACGAUAGAAACAACCUUGGAAAGAGUCCAAGAGGAUGCAAAAGAAAAUCGAGAACACGUGAUGAACGGUGAUAUCGAUUUGAUUAACAAUGCCGAGAAAGUCGAUGGUCCCAAAAUGACUCCAGAAGCCACGCGAAAGAAAAUGGCGGAAGUUUCGUCGAAGGAAAUGCCGGAAGAGUCUCGAGAGUCCGAAGCGCAGAAACAGGAAACAGAAAAUGACAACGAAACGCCGAAAAUGGAAGUGGAUGCAGAGAACAACGUCGAAAAGAUAAAAAAGUCCGAAAGUAUGAAUAGCGAAGAAGGCACGAACGAAAACAACAACGAAACAAAGGAGGAAGUAGCGAAAAAUAAUGAGGAAAGUACUCGACGAAUGGAACAAGAGAAGAAUACAGCAGAGACUAAAGAAAACAAGGACGAGAACAAAGAUACAUCGAAAUCGAUGGAGAAAGAAAUGGAAUCGACCGAAAAUGUCAAGAAAGAGGCGAGUCCAGAGAAACAGGCGUCUAAUUCCGGCUCCACGCCCCCGCCAAAGCCACCGAGAUUAAAGCCCGGAAGUGGGAACAAUUCGUCUACGGAGAGAUCGUCAUCGAUGGAACAGGAAGACGAAAAUGUCGAUGCAAAUGCGACGAAACAAGAAAUCGAAGCUAAAACCGUAGAAACGACCGAUGGCAUCGAGUCAACGCAGAAACGCGAAUCAAGUUCAAGAAAGUCCUCUACGAAAACCGGAAGUUCUAGGUCGACCAGCUCGAGAGUGAACACCGAGGAGACGAUAGAAAUCGACAAGCAGAAUGACAAGGAGAUGAUCAUAGAAGAGGAAAAAAUGAAUGACAAUACGCAGGACGACGCUGACGUUGUGCAGUCACCGGCGCCGAGAACUGGAAAAAUGUCGAAGAUGUUCAAGACGAAACGGCAACAAGUGGAGAACGGCACGAAGACGACUGGUACCGUGAAUCAUAAAUCCAAGUCGAAAACGUGCAACAUCCUGUGAUCGAUAAAUACCCGAAGAUAUAUACUUGGUUACAUUUUUUUACAAUUUGUUCGCGAGAAUUGUGUAAUCGGGACCAAACCAUCCAAAAGCGAUUUUAUUUACAAACGUGAAUAAUCUUUCUUUCCAUUACGACAUUCAUACCUUAUCAUAUCAAGAUUGCAUUGUAAUUAACGAGUUCUGUUUUCCACGAAAUAUAUUCAGUCGACGAGAGACAGGCCAUCCUUGCGCGAUAAACAAUUCUCUACACGUAAAGCGUUAAUUCAAAUGUACUUGUAAAUACGAAAUAAAUUGUACGACAAGGUAAAGGGGUGCCACGUAA